UCUCCUUUAGCUGAUCCAUUUUUGCCCCUGGAGAGGCUUCCUGCAGGACGCUAAAUGCAUAAAACAGCAUGCUCUAAACAGUCAUGCUGCCUCACUACGCAACCCUCACCAGGAAGAUAACGGAUAUACAAGAAAGAGGAAUGUUACUAGCUGCACAUGUUCAAGUCCUCUUCUCAAUCUAGCUGAAGGAAAGGACACUGCAUAAUUUGGAACAGCAGAUGAUUAUAUCCUUUUCAAAAAGAAAAACGCAGAAUCUGAAAAUGGACCACAGAGCCAGCAGCAGCUGAGACAGAUCUGCCUGACAACUUUUUAACCAAGCUUGGGACUCAACAAGAAACUGGGACUCAACUCCCCCCCCCCCCCCCGCAGAUUCGCACAUGUCAGUGGGGCACUGACUGCUGGAAGACGCUAUCUAGAUAACCUUCGCUCUUUAACAGCGUUUGAUCUUCUGAUUUAUAAAGGAGAAAAUGUGGCGGCAUGUUUGCUUUAUUCUGAGCUGCAAUCUCGCUCUCGUUCUGGGAUUCAACUCCUUUAGGAAAAACAUAGAGACCCUGGGCAAAAAGCAGUACCAAGUCCAGCAUGGCUUGUGCAGCUACACUUUCCUUUUGCCUGAAACAGAAAAUUGCCGUUCUUCUUCCUCUACCUCCUACGUUUCCAAUGCAGUGCAGAGGGAUGCACCUUUAGAUUAUGAUGAUUCCAUACAAAGGCUCCAGCUUCUUGAAAACAUCCUGGAAAACAACACGCAGUGGCUAAUGAAGCUCGAAAGCUACAUUCAGGAUAACAUGAAAAAAGAAAUGGUGGAGAUCCAGCAGAAUGCAGUGCAGAACCAGACGGCGGUCAUGAUUGAAAUAGGCACAAAUCUGCUAAAUCAAACUGCUGAACAGACCCGCAAAUUAACAGAUGUUGAAGCACAUGUACUGAAUCAGACAACAAGGCUUGAGCUUCAGCUUCAGGCGCAUUCAAUUUCAACUAUCAAACUAGAAAGGCAGAUUUCAGAUCAGACCAGCGAGAUAGGAAAACUGCAAGAAAAAAACAGCUUUCUGGAAAAAAAAGUUAUUGAUAUAGAAGACAAGCAUACGUCCCAGUUACAGUCGAUUAGAGAUGAGAAAGAUAAGCUCCAGUCACUCGUGUCCAGACAGAACUCCACAAUAGAAGAACUAGAAAAACAGCUGGCCACAGCCACAGCCAACAACUCGUUCCUGCAAAAACAGCAACACGAUCUGAGGGAGACUGUGCAGAGCCUGUUCUCUAUGAUUUCUACACCAAACCCAUCCAAUAAUGCUCUGGAAACUGGAGGAGAACACAUCAGUUUCAAGGACUGUGCUGAAGCAUUCAAAGCAGGACUGACAACCAGUGGUGUCUACACAUUAACAGUGCCAAACACAGGAGAUGCAAAAAAGACAUACUGUGAUAUGGAGACCAGCGGAGGAGGUUGGACGAUUAUUCAGCGACGCUCAGACGGCAAAGUUGACUUUGACCGGACGUGGGCGGAGUACAAAGCGGGAUUUGGGAAUCCUUCUGGGGAGUACUGGCUGGGCAAUGAGUUAGUUUCCCAACUAACCAAUCAGAAGCAGUAUGUUCUUAGAAUACAGUUGAAGGACUGGGAAGCAAAUGAGGCAUAUUCCUUAUAUGAACAUUUCUAUCUUGCAAACGAAGAACUAAAAUACAGGAUCCACCUUAAAGGAGUUACGGGGACGGCAGGGAAAAUAAGCAGCAUAAGCCAACCAGGAAAUGGUUUUAGCACAAAGGAUGCAGACAAUGACAAAUGCAUCUGCAAAUGCUCACAAAUGCUAACAGGAGGAUGGUGGUUUGAUGCAUGCGGUCCUUCCAAUCUGAAUGGCCUCUACUAUCCAUUGCGACAGAACACAAACAAAUUUAAAGGAAUUAAAUGGUACUACUGGAAAGGCGCAGGCUACUCUCUCAAGGCCACAACUAUGAUGAUCCGACCAGCAGAUUUCUAAAAACAUUUGCUCUUUGUAUGAAGUGCCUAUUGAAAUAACUUCAAAAUACUAUAUUUGACAAAUAUUUUAAGACCACAGAUGCAGCUUAACUGGUUUUUUUCCGCCUGGAUAACAUGCACAUAUAUCCUUCGGGAAUCAGCUUGUUUUCAACAGCCACUGAAUUUCAUCGCAAUUAAAUGUCAAGCAAGAAGAGGUAUCUGAUGCAAUAAUGAUUUGGCAAAAGAGAACAAUAAAAGGACUCCCAACCAGCUUAAGGUGUUAGUGCAUAACUGGAACUGUGAAAUACAUCUAGAUCAUAAACAGAAAUUACUUAAGCUUUCGAAGUGAUUCUUUAUGCCCUUUUACUGAACUUUAAUGACUACCUUAAAACAAGGGACACUUAUUUGGUCAUCUUUAUUGUAUUCCUAUUCCUAUCUCAUGCCAUGGUUGUAAUUAUGUACAUAAGCACAUUGUUUUGUAAUUACUUCCUGUAGUCUGAUUCCUACCAUUUGUAAUCACAUAUUUGGGGAUAUUUGGUAGCCCAUACUAGUAUAUUUAAUAAGGAUUUGUAAAAAAUAUUUCUAUGCUUUACAUCCAGUACCAAGUAUAUAAUAAUAGACAACUAUUUCCCCCUUUUAAUAUAUCAGAUAUUUCCAUCAGUAUUUUAAAAGUCAGAAUAGCCCUGCAACACAUAUUGUGUGGUUAAAUAUAUUUUGUAGGAAAAUUGCA
Podarcis raffonei (Aeolian wall lizard) is the source of this 2669-nucleotide messenger RNA. It is a transcript of the gene ANGPT2, whose product is annotated as angiopoietin 2. The transcript is spliced from 9 exons. NCBI's taxonomy places the organism in Eukaryota, Metazoa, Chordata, Lepidosauria, Squamata, Lacertidae. Gene Ontology annotation, biological process: angiogenesis; Tie signaling pathway. The record is from RefSeq and is a predicted model, not a curated record. Gene Ontology annotation, molecular function: receptor tyrosine kinase binding. Bases 468 to 1961 code for a protein of 497 amino acids.